AAACACAAACAGCGGCCACCGGCCCCGCCUCCCAGCACAGAGGGAAACGGAAGGGAGAGGAACCUCCCUGCGUGGCUCAAGUUUCCGGAGGGGACAGCGGGGCCUGCUCCCUGUCCGCAGGCGGAGAGCCCCCGUCCCAGCGACGCCCAUGCCGGGCUUCGAGCUAGCGCCCGCGGACGGGGGCUGCCCGGUGGCGCUGCCGCCCGGCCAGACAGUGCUGGGAAGAGGCCCCCUGCUGGGACUCUGAGGUAGACACAUGUCUGCAUAAUCCCAGCCCAGAGGGCUAAGCACCAUAUUAACUACCUGGAUGGAUAUAUCCCAUUUAUGCUGUUAAAGAAGCCAUCUACUGUUGUUUGUAAUGGUAGUAAAGAUUACAGACAAGAGAGUAUCCCGAAAACAUGCCAUAUUGGAAGUGGUGGGUGACCAGCUUCGCAUCAAACCGGUCCAUGUAAAUCCUUGUUUUUAUCAAUCACCUGAGAAUAGCCAUCUAUUACCAUUGGAAACAGAUGAAUGGCACGCUUUGAGCCCAGGUGACAGCUUUUCCCUGUUAAUCGACAAAUAUAUUUUCAAGGUCCUCUCUACACACUCAGAUGUGGAAAGCACACUAAGGAAAAAUAGCAAGAUUGCUGCAGAUGAAACAGCAAAUAAAUCCUCUUCAAGUGGUCAUCCUAUCAAGAUGUCUUGUGAUCCAUCUUUAGUAGAAUUAACAUCAUGUUCCAAUAAUAACAUGCAAGUGAAAGUACAUUCUCUAUUGGAAAGGACAGCAGAAAUUCCAAAAAAUGAGACUUCUUCCAAGAGUUUGUUUUUUUCUGCUAGUUGUUAUGAAAGUGAGGAGCUAAAACCUGUCUGGAGGAAAAGAAUGCUUCCAUCUUGGAUGUUGCAAGGAGACCUCGUGGUUCAAAGUCUUUCAACUCCAGUCACUAAAAGAGGUGGUGGAGUAACAAAAGGCAAAGGGAGAGGAAAAAACGAUAUGGAACCAUCAAAGUCAAGAGCAAAUGUGCAAGGGAGAAAACGGUUAGCUUGUGAAGAGCGUUUAGGGGAUUUCAAAGAGAUGGGACAGGAUCAGGGAAAAAAGAGCAAAACUACUGAAGAGGAAGCCACUGGCCCCCCAUCACGGGAUGCAUCGGGAAUACCUCUUAGCAGGAAUGAUGAUAAGACUGUGUCACAAAAGAUUGAAAGUUCUGUGGAGAAAAGUGAUUGUCAGCUCCACAGCAAGAGGCCUGACCACAGGCUAGAUGCAAAAAGCCAGCUCUCCACUGACACAAAUAAAAUGAAUGAAAGGGAAAACAAAUACGAGGUAAUCCAUUCUGCAAGCCAACAGACUCACCAGGACAAGCCAUCCCACUCUCAUGUUUCCCUAGCUGACACUCAAGAGCUUGAUUUAAAUCAGGAUCCUGAAGCUGAAGAUUUUAACUCAGCCAGAAGCACAGAUGCUCUACAGAGUUCUAAACAAACCAAGCAGAAGAGAACACCCUGCAUGUAUGGGACAGGUUGCUACAGGAAGAAUCCAGUUCAUUUUCAGCAGUUCAGUCACCCUGGUGAUCGUGAUUAUCAUGACGUGGCGGUUGUAAGUCAAGAUGAUGAUGAUGACAGACCUGAAUGUCCAUAUGGAACUACUUGUUAUAGGAAGAAUCCACAGCACAAGCUUGAAUAUAAGCACACUGCACCUCCAGAAACUGAAACAAGAAGAACCAGACAGAAAACUACUAAAAGAGGAAAAAGUGUUUUGGAGGAGGACAGCGAUAAUGAUGGUGAACCGAAUGAAUAUGAUCUGAAUGACAGCUUUCUAGAUGACGACGAGAAAGAGGAGUAUGACCCUACUGAUGAAGAUUCCGAUUGGGAGCCAGAUCCUGAAGACAAAGAUAACGAAGAUGUUGAAACACUUUUGAAAGAAGCACAAAAAUUUAUUAAAACCAAAAAGUAGUUUUGUCCAAAUGAUGUGAAGUACUUACAGCAUACCUGUUUACAGGAUUGGUGGGGGCUGGGGAAUGACUUUGAAAGCCAACUUUACCCGUGCUUGAGACACUACAAACGGAUUUUUAAUGAGGAAAAAAUGAGCAACAGCUUCAUUUUCUUUUGAUACACAUUGUUUUACCUUCGACUUCUUAACUGAUGAAGUCAAAUAAUAAAGUCUGGGAUUAUAUUGUGGUUUAACUGAAGACUUUUUUUUUAAAACGUCUCUUUUCCAACUUCUUAGCAGCUCAUAUUGUCAGAGGGAGGAUUAAUGGGUUUGAAUGUAGCUAUUAACAUUCCUCAUGAAUAUCUUUCUAUGCUUGCAAAAAAAUAAGGAUUGUCGACCUACCUUAAGGAGGUUUAUAGUUUUGCGAAGGUGUAACAUAUUCCAUGCUAAAUAAAGAAAAAGUAAUAUUGAACAACUUUUUUUAUGGCAGAUCAAAUCAUUCUCAGUUCAAUAGGAAGUCUUUGUUAAACCAGUUAUUUUUAUUAGUUUGUUAUUCAGCUAUCCUACACUAUUGUAUUAAGUUUUACCAGGCUGUUAAUAGUGGAUGUCUUCACUUUAUAAUUGCACUUAUUUCUCUGACAUUCCUGGUGUAAAUUGCUAAUUUUGAAAACUGUCUAAAUAACUUGGGGAAACCCAUUUUUUAAAAUUUAUGCUAAAUUUCAAAUUAUGUCCCCAAAUCAAUUCUAGUGUAUCUUUUUUUCCAGUCAGUGUACAUUGAUGAUACUGUCAAUUUAUGUUUAAAUGGCUGGUUCUACAAACUGACUAAAUUAUGCUGAGCUUAUUUAAGUGAAGCUUGUAGUUUGUUUGCCUAAUGCUUCCCAUUAAGGCCCUGUUUUCAAUUGGCUUGUAACUUUCCCUAACUUUUAAACUUUUCAGACUGAAUGUUAAUGGAAAGUUUCAGCAAAAAUGGUUUAGCCGUUACUGAAUACAAGGUUAGGAGAAAAUACAUUAUUUUGCCUUGAUUUAAAAAAUAUCUUAAAACCAUUUUGUUGAGAAGAUCCAGCACAUCCAUGCUUUGGAGCAGGGAUUUGAAAUUUAGCAGAGGGAGGGGGUUGUCUCCCUGGUUUCAGGGAUGUGCCUUUUGCCGUCCUGGUGAAAAUCUGCCCAUAUUUAGUAAAGAGCCUCCAUACAUUGCACUUUGCACAUGCUCACUAGAAGCUUGUUAGAGUUUGGCAGCUGACUUCUCUGAAGAUUGCGUCUGCGCUGAGUAUGCUCCAUCCCCUCACAGCGCCUGCAUUUAAUCAGGCUGCGCAAGCACCAUCACCGCAGAAUGACUGAGCAUGCCCCUCUCCAGGGGCUCUGUGGCACUUUCUCUACAGUUGCUUCUCCCAGAGGCCAUGGGUCACUGUGGGGCUCAGUACAGGAACUGAGAGCAGAGUCUUUUCUGUGCUGUCAGUGAUCUUCCUGGUGAUGCCUAGGCAGUGAGGAAGAGGAGGAAGGGACUUGAUUGGAAUUCUGAGGCGCGAAGGGGGUUGGGGGGCAGCAUGGUUCCACAUGUUAGGAUUGUUUUUUCUUUUUUUUUAAAAAAUGAAGCUAUGGCAGAGGAAAAAAUAGCAUGUGAUCAUGUAAUUAAAGAUUGUAUCAUAGCGUGUAUGCACAAGGAGGCUGAAUUAAGGUUAUGUGGGCAUUCCUUAUGCAGGAAUUUACUAACUUUUGAAGGCUUGACUUUGCAAAUAUAACAUUCUUGUAACGUCGGGGAGUUUUGUAUGUAAUAGUAUGUAUAUUGGCUUGUAUCUCCAUGUCUGCAAAGGCACUACGGGUUUUCAGAAAUGUUCUCAGCCAUUAAGAUUUGUGAUUUGACAAUUAUUUAAUUUUUUGAAAGGGCUUCAGCGAAGGAGUUCAAAUAACCUGCUAGUGUCUAAAUCUGUAUUGAGCUGUAUUUGGAAGCAAUAUAAUAUUUUCAAAAAUUGUGCAUCAGAAAUCUGGCUCAGACUUUAGAAGAUUGAGUAUGAAUGAUGACUCAUGAUCUUGUUCUGCAUGUUGAGAAUUUGGGAAUAAUUUGUUUACUGUCAGAGUUGUUUCACUUGAAAAUAAUUCUAGUCAUAGAUGAGUUUUCUGCGUUUAUCUGAUUUCAUAUGUGACCUUAGCAACAUUCAGCAAGCAGAAACAUUCUGUACAGUAGUGUCACAAUAUGAAUGUCCAUCUGAGCCGCUCCAAAGAGUUGAAUUAGAAUUUUCUAUUAAAAUAAAAGUAGCGAUUUUCAUCUGUGGAGGUUAUCAAGGUCAUACAUGUAAUCACAAAAACAAAUCUAGAAAUCACUUGUAGCUUUACAUAAUAUUAUUAAAUAUAAUCCCCCCAGGAUUGAAAUAAAAAUUAUAUAGAGAGGGUAACUGACCAACUGUUAUCAAGAGCCCGCCACAUUUGUUAUAGUAGUAUGCUGCAGUAUCGUCUACUUAAGUCAAGCCUGAGUUCUGAUAUUUUUCCUUUUUGUCUCCCCCUCUCAAAAGCAAAAUAACUUUUCCAUGCUUCCAGUCUGAAAUGUGAUGGAUUUGUUGUAGCUCACGAAAGCUUAUGCUCAAAUAAAUUGGUUAGUCUCUAA
Chelonia mydas (Green sea turtle) is the source of this 4499-nucleotide messenger RNA. RefSeq names its product aprataxin and PNKP like factor (gene APLF). The record is from RefSeq and is a predicted model, not a curated record. Gene Ontology annotation, biological process: double-strand break repair. Gene Ontology annotation, molecular function: DNA-(apurinic or apyrimidinic site) endonuclease activity; 3'-5' exonuclease activity; protein binding. The transcript is spliced from 12 exons. Lineage: Eukaryota; Metazoa; Chordata; Testudines; Cheloniidae. Bases 359 to 1924 code for a protein of 521 amino acids. Gene Ontology annotation, cellular component: site of double-strand break; nucleus.